Halichondria panicea is the source of this 1108-nucleotide messenger RNA. RefSeq names its product indole-3-glycerol phosphate synthase-like. Gene Ontology annotation, molecular function: phosphoribosylanthranilate isomerase activity; indole-3-glycerol-phosphate synthase activity. The transcript has a single exon. Gene Ontology annotation, biological process: L-tryptophan biosynthetic process. The record is from RefSeq and is a predicted model, not a curated record. Bases 45 to 797 code for a protein of 250 amino acids. NCBI's taxonomy places the organism in Eukaryota, Metazoa, Porifera, Demospongiae, Suberitida, Halichondriidae.
UUUUUUAGAGUAGGUGACCUUUACCAAUAAUUUUUCGAUGGAAAAUGGACAAUUUUCUUGAGAAGAUCAUUUCUAGAAAGAAAGAAGAAAUAAAGGGGAUAUGUGUGCCAUACCAAGAGAAAACUAACUCAAAUUCUUUCUUGAAAGCUCUCCAAAAACCAGGACUAUCUGUGAUCGGUGAGAUCAAGAGAAAGUCACCCUCUAAAGGAGAUAUCAACGUCAAUCUGAAUGCUCUCUCACUUGCCAAGGAAUAUGAAUCUGGAGGUGCAGCAGCUAUUUCUGUUCUCACUGAUGAAGAAGGAUUUGGAGGAACUAUUGAAGACCUUGUAACUAUUAAAAAAGGAGUAGAAAUUCCAGUUCUUCAGAAAGAGUUUAUUAUCGAUCCAGUACAGAUUUCACAAGCUGUAGCCAUUGGAGCAGAUGCAGUAUUGCUUAUUGUACGAGUACUCGGGGACAGAUUGAAGGAAUUUAUAGAAUUGUGUUACAAGCAAGGAAUGGAUGCACUAGUCGAGGUGCAUAACCAACAAGAAAUUGAAUUGGCCAUGACUGCUGGAGCAAAGAUAAUUGGUAUCAACAAUCGUGACUUAAAAAGUUUUAAAGUGGAUUUAGCAACUUCGGAACAAUCAGUUAACAGCAUCCCUCGUGAGUGUGUGCGAGUGGCGGAGUCAGGUGUGAGGAGUGUGGCAGAUGCUCGACGGAUGUAUGAGGCGGGGUUUGAUGCAGUGCUAGUAGGAGAGGCUCUAGUCACAAGUGCUGACCCGAGGAUUAUGAUCAGAGAAAUGAUCGGUGAUACUUGAUAUUCUUUCUAUACCUACCUACCUGUUGCAGUUUACAUUCUUAUUUCACUAGCUUUUUCAUCUUCAAUUAUUGUGUCUAUCAAUUAUAAUGCUAUGAAUAUAUAAUUAUGGUACAGACAUAAUAAUUGUACGUACAUGUGUAUAUAUAAGCUAUUUAUUACACAUAGCCGAGAAUUCAUGCACAGUAACAUAAUUUUUCAACAACUUUUUUUGUGCCCACUGCGCGCUUUUUCACUACUGUAUAUACUGUAAUAAAAGUCAUGUGUAGUAUAAUAUACAAUAAUAUGCAGUUAAAACAUUGGAUGAAAAUA